Molecule: messenger RNA, 986 nt
Organism: Vigna umbellata (rice bean)
Lineage: Eukaryota; Viridiplantae; Streptophyta; Magnoliopsida; Fabales; Fabaceae
Product: two-component response regulator ARR17-like
Biological process (GO): phosphorelay signal transduction system; cytokinin-activated signaling pathway
Source: RefSeq, a predicted model, not a curated record
AGCAAGCACCCGCGUCACGUUGAGGAUUCCUUCGUCUCUGUCUUUGUCUCUUUCUCUCACUCUUUGCUUUUCCUCCGGUCGAAGCAAGAGAUGGACUCCAACACUAUCGUUUCAUGGCCCAGGAUGUCAGAAAACAUUGAGGGUUUUGCUCUCUCACCCAACAAAUCCGAAGAGGUUCAUGUUUUAGCAGUUGAUGACAGCCUCGUUGAUCGCAAAGUCAUCGAACGCUUGCUCAAAGUCUUAGCUUGCAAAGUUACUGCUGUGGAUAGUGGGCUGAGAGCACUGCAAUUGCUUGGACUAUUGGACGAGCAGAAAAUUCCCUCCGAAACUAAUGGUUUUGCUCAGGGUUUAAAGGUGGAUCUAAUUAUCACAGACUACUGCAUGCCUGGAAUGACAGGUUAUGAGUUACUGAAGAAAAUCAAGGAAUCGUCCACUUUCAAGGAAACUCCAGUGGUGAUUAUGUCCUCUGAAAACGUUUUGCCACGCAUAGACAGAUGUUUGGAAGAGGGUGCAGAGGAUUUCAUAGUUAAGCCAGUGAAGUUAUCUGACGUUAAGCGUUUGAAGGAUUACAUGACAACAAAGGAGGCUAAGGUUGAAGGCCAAGACAGGGAAGGGAUCCUCAAAAGGAAGCUCUCAGACACUUCUGAAAUGUCAUCAUCAUCACCACCGUCUAUUUCCUCAUCAUCUUCACCCUCAGUGAUUCACUCUCCCAUCAGACGGCUUAAAAUGACCAGCACUGAUUGAUGUGUAUAUAUAUAUAUAUAUACACUAUAUACACUCAGCAAUUUCCGUUUUACUUCUCUCAUUCCUCUAAACACUACUAUGUGUAUUUCUAUAUUAGAGUGUUUUGUUGUUGUUUGAUUUCCUCUUUUAGGGUUUAAUCUGCAAUUACCUUCCCGUUAAAUGUAACGGUUUUUGUUGCGCUGCCCUUUUUGUUAUCUCUCACUAAGUUAUUUUAAUUGUUUACACGAAGGUCGGUUAAUAAA